Molecule: messenger RNA, 750 nt
Organism: Lottia gigantea (owl limpet)
Lineage: Eukaryota; Metazoa; Mollusca; Gastropoda; Lottiidae
Exons: 4
Coding region: 1-750 (249 amino acids)
Source: RefSeq, a predicted model, not a curated record
AUGUUAUACUGGUGGACGUGGUAUCUGUAUUAUUUAUUAUUUGAUAUAUGCAGUGGCGCAUUAUGGAAUUUAGCACUCAACAAACCAGCUUCUCAAAGUAGUAUAUACGAGAAUUGUGUUGCCUCAAGAUCGGUAGAUGGAAUAGAUGGAUUAGAUCGAUAUGGGUUAAGUUGUAGCCAUACUAUUGGUUUUAAUGGACAUGAAUCAAAACCGUGGUGGGAGGUGGAUCUACAGCAGGAAUAUUACAUUAAAGGAAUUGCCAUCUCACAUCCAGACUUCCCACAACAAAAUCCGCGAUUGCUUCACAAAUUUUCAAUUGAGAUUUAUGGAAAUGGCGAAACUUUAGAUAAAGCUGUUCUUUGUUACUAUCAGGAGCACCAUGCUACACCAGCUACUACAGAAAUGUUUACAUGUACGGAAGCCAUCAAUGGUCGUUAUGUUAGAAUUACAGUGAAUGGAAAACCAGGGGAAAAAAAGAUGAUAUAUGUGUGUGAGGUGCGAGUGUUUGGCAGCCCUGAGUUUUUAUCAUACUUUGUCAGGUUGGAAGGUACUGAAGUUGGUGGGUUACCAAUUGCUACACAACAAGUUGAAAACCACAGUCAAUGUGCUAUGAAGUGCUAUGUAUUACCUAACUGUAUUAUUUUCAGUGUUCAAUCGAUGCCAACAUAUUAUCAAUGUGAAAUUUAUUCAACUAAUUUCCUUGUUGCUAAUUCUACCGGAAACGCGAAUACUGUUGUGUUUCUCAAGUGA